UCGGUUUAACACGUGGGUAUCUCUUACACUUAGCCCAUGAAUCACAAUUUACAAAGCCUUUUAAGAUCUUCUAAUGGGAAAGCCCACAUUGUUCCUUAUCUUCUCCAACUGAUCCGACUAGAGAAUGUCACGCUUAUCAGCUCUAUCUCCGUUCUCAGAAGCUGAAAGAACCAGGUAAUACCCAAAAGCUAUUCACUUUAUUGGGUCUGUCACAACUCUAGCAAGUGUUUCUUGUUUUGCCAAUAUUCAACCAUCUGUCUGGCCUUUUGGUUUCAAUGGCAGAAACAUCUCGUAUAAUAAAUUCAGACAGUUAGUUUGCAAUGCUAGUUUGAUUGAUAGCUGUUACUGUCUAACAUGGCUUGUUUUUCUGUCACUUGCAACAAUGGAUUUCUUAUUUCUCUAGAGAAAUUUGGAGUUCGUGGUGGAAAAACCAAGUGUUUAGCAUUUCGUCUUAUUUCACUUGACUUUCCCUCUCUGGGAUAUCAGCAUGGAUUGUCCUGGAACAAUGAACUUAGUUCACCGAUUGAUAAGAAAUGUGGCUUGGGGUUGUAUAGUUGUAAAUAUCAACGUGGGUUUUCUUUUAAGCAUGGAAUUGAGCCACUUAAAAGUGGAGACGCUGGAGAUAAGCAGACCCACUUAGGUAAAAGAGAGAAUGGUUAUGUGAGAUUAAGAAAGAGGUUCUCAUUAAGAUUACGCCCGAGGUUAAGGUUAUCAAGCAGAAGACCGAAAAUGGUUUCGAUUAAGUCAAUUUUAAAUGAUAUUGGAACCUUUUUGCGGAAGAAUAUAAGACAAGUGGCGAUUUCAACUUCAAUUUCUAUUGCAUUGGGGGUCUGCUAUUUGUGUUUGAAGUUAUCUGCAUUGCCGGCUCCAAAGGUUGUUCCAUAUUCAGACCUGAUAUUGAGCCUUCAAAAUGGGUCUGUUACAAACGUUUUACUUGAAGAGGGAUCUCGUCAGAUAUUUUACAAUACAAACUUGCAGAGUGUUGUGAAUACUGGAACAUCGCGUGAGGAAUACCCAGCAGUAAAUGUUGCUACUAUGAAUGGAUCUGCUAAGGUUGCAACAGAUGAUGGUUCAAGCGGUAGACAAGCACGAAAUUCGAGGGUAUUGAAAAGAUUUUUGAGAGCUCGAGCUUCUAACCCGGAGUGGCCGUAUUCCACAAGAAAAAUCGAUCAUGAUGAAAAAUUUCUCCUUAGUUUGAUGAGAGAGAAGGGAAUUACAUAUAGCUCGGCUCCUCAAUCAAUGUUGAUGUCUUUGAGGAGUACAUUGAUAACUGUGAUAUCUCUGUGGAUUCCUCUGAUUCCUUUGAUGUGGCUUCUUUAUCGGCAACUUUCUGCUGCUAAUAGCCCAGCAAGAAAGUGGCAAUCUAAUAAUCAGAUGGUUGGGUUUGAUGAUGUCGAGGGUGUUGAUGCUGCUAAGGUGGAGCUUAUGGAGAUAGUUUCAUGUCUGCAAGGAGAUGUUAGCUAUAAGAAGCUAGGAGCAAAGUUACCUAGAGGUGUGUUGCUCGUAGGGCCUCCCGGAACAGGGAAAACAUUACUGGCCCGUGCGGUUGCUGGAGAAGCAGGAGUACCAUUUUUCACUGUUUCUGCUAGUGAAUUUGUGGAGUUGUUUGUUGGAAGAGGAGCAGCCCGUAUUCGAGACCUUUUUAAUGUGGCAAGGAAGUGUGCUCCUUCAAUCAUAUUCAUUGAUGAACUUGAUGCAGUUGGAGGGAAGCGUGGUAGAAGCUUCAAUGAUGAACGUGACCAAACGCUAAACCAGUUGCUGACAGAAAUGGAUGGAUUUGAGUCGGAGAUGAAAGUGGUUGUUAUUGCAGCCACUAAUAGGCCCGAAGCAUUGGAUCCAGCCCUCUGUAGGCCUGGCCGCUUCUCCAGAGCAGUACUUGUAGGAGAACCAGAUGCUGAAGAAAGGAAAAAGAUCUUGGCUGUGCAUUUGAGAGGAGUUCCGCUAGAAGAAGACACGCAUCUUAUCUGUGAUCUAGUUGCUUCUCUUACUCCAGGUUUUGUAGGUGCAGAUCUUGCUAACAUUGUCAAUGAAGCUGCUUUGCUUGCUGCUCGUAGAGGUGGUGAAAAUAUAUCAAUGGCAGAUAUAAUGGAAGCUAUUGAAAGAGCAAAAUUUGGCAUCAAUGAUAAGCAACUGAGACCUAGUACAUUAAGCAAGGAGCUUGGGAAACUGUUCCCGUGGAUUCCCUCUCUGGUGGGAAGAAAUGGCACCGGACAGGAUGGACUGCAAGGUCCUUUGGGCUAUCAAACUCUCAGCUGAUAAGUAUGUUCACCUCGUAUUGUUACUGAGAUUUAUCUGCCAUAAGAUUCAUGAAAUUAUAAUUUUUGAAUGUCUACUAAAUGCUGAUUCAUAUUCUUCUACACGAGAAAUAGCAAUAGUGAUAAUAAAUACAAAAUGGUUAUGUUCUA
Juglans microcarpa x Juglans regia is the source of this 2405-nucleotide messenger RNA. RefSeq names its product probable inactive ATP-dependent zinc metalloprotease FTSHI 3, chloroplastic. Gene Ontology annotation, biological process: proteolysis. Lineage: Eukaryota; Viridiplantae; Streptophyta; Magnoliopsida; Fagales; Juglandaceae. The coding region runs from base 355 to 2256 and encodes 633 amino acids. Gene Ontology annotation, cellular component: chloroplast thylakoid. The record is from RefSeq and is a predicted model, not a curated record. The transcript is spliced from 4 exons. Gene Ontology annotation, molecular function: ATP-dependent peptidase activity; ATP hydrolysis activity; ATP binding.